Messenger RNA from Toxorhynchites rutilus septentrionalis, 1701 nucleotides. RefSeq lists its product as uncharacterized. The coding region runs from base 581 to 1411 and encodes 276 amino acids. The record is from RefSeq and is a predicted model, not a curated record. Lineage: Eukaryota; Metazoa; Arthropoda; Insecta; Diptera; Culicidae. The transcript is spliced from 3 exons.
GUCAGCAUCGAUCAUCAAAAAUCACCAUCAUCAUGCUCGCAGUCAUCAUAUCGGAUUUUGAUUAGACGCUCUCGUACUUGUUAUUGUUUGCGCAAAGCGGCGUUUUCCGUUAGCGCUGGGUCGGAACCCAGCCAGAGUGGAGACUGCGCCGAAAAUCUCCACUCCGCUGAACCCGCGAACCUCGGAUCAAAACGGAAGGUAAUAAGAGUGGAUGGAUGGAUGGGAAACGAAAGCCAUACUGUCAUUAUAGUUCGCCAAGAGACCCACAGCAGCCGCAUUUGAAUACACACCGGGGACCGGGGCAGUAAAGUGUGCAGAUCUUUUCGCCCGAGUUUGGCGUUUUGGCCCAUUCACGUUUCGGUAGUCACGCGGUCGGGUUCAGUCCGGGAGCGGGAGCGAUGAAGUUUCCCGGAAAGGUAUAAACCGUUUAAAGGUUAAGACGCGUGCGUAUUGCGGUGGACUUCGCGGAGUGGCUAACAGGUAUCCGGGAGAACUAGGAAACAUUUGAAGAUCAACUCAGAAAUUAACACAAAAUAACCGUUAGAAAGUAAAGUGCUUUUGCCUUGGAACUGAUCCGAUCAUGAACUGGUCCACAAGGUGCUCGGCAGCAGUGGUGUAUAUUGGCUGCUGCAUGUUGUUUACCAUCGCGGUGCAUUGUCACACGAUUCCAUCGGCGAAGUGGAAGAAAUAUGACCGCAAUGCUACUCUGAACCUCGUCGAAUCUGUACCAGAGACGCAGGUGCAUCGAACGCGCGACAGUGUCACUGCCAGUGCCAACGUGAGUGAACUUUACCGAUCGCAGAUGGAACGAAUCAAUUCUUCACUACAAACGGAUAGCGCGGGUGAAAUCUCUGGGAACAAGCGCUGGAAGUCGCAGAAAAUUACCCCACCGGGACGAAGUCGAAUUAACAAUCGGUCAAUGACAGCGUGCAAUGAGAUCAAGAGCAGCGUGGGGCCGAGUAUACUACGGUCAAAGAUGGGUCCGAUAAUGCAGAACCAAACAGCUAUACAGAUGCGUCAGGAUACGAACCUUUUCGAUCCGAACUAUGGAAGGUUGGACGGACUCACGGAGUUACUAGCACGAGCAUCACAGUCGAGUGAUGUUGAAGAGUACUUCAGGAAGUAUGUUCUGGAUGGAGAUGUAUCUGCUUCAUUCGAAGAUGACGAUGAGGACGACGAAAACGACGACGAUGAUGACUACAACGACCCCGAGGCCCGUUUCAAGAAGAAAAAGAAGAAACUCAAGUACAAGAAGUUCCUUCUGCCACUGCUGUUGGCUUACAAGCUCAAGUUCAUGAUGAUGGUUCCGGCGAUGAUCGGUGGUCUGGUGCUGCUGGUGAAGGCCGCCGGUCUGGCCGGAUUUUUCUUCGCCCUAUUUGCCUCCGUGGUGAGCCUCCAGAAGCACCACUAAACAACUGACCAAUCUAACGAUGCAGACAGACACUGUGUGAGGUUCGGCAUUGCGGCAUGCGUAACACGGCGAUCAAUCGGAGAUAUGACAGUGGAAGAAUACGUUUCGAAGGGAAAAUGGCAACCAGCGAGCAUGAAAUUGAGAAGAUCUUGAUUGAGUAAGAGAUCACCUAAACGGAAAGUAGUUGCAACGAUCAGAUUUAAACUCCGAAAUCUAAUUAUGGUGACACCUGAGAUGGAACAUACAAUUGAUUCCCUAGGAACUAGAUAGUAUAAGUUAUUUAUUGUUAG